AUGGAGUUCACCAACCAGAGUAAAUGUAUCUGCUUGGCAUUGGUCCUGAUCAUGCUGGGGGCCUGGUCUUCGGAAGCCACUUCUCGUAGCCUGCAAGAUGCAUUAGCUUAUGGGAGGUACGAGCAAUGGAUAGCUCAUUAUGGGCGUGUGUAUAAUGAUAUCAAUGAAAAGGAGGAUCGCUUCAAGAUAUUCAAGGAGAAUGAGGCAUAUGUUGAGUCCUCCAACAAAGAUGGAAACAAACUUUACAAAUUGAGUCUGAACCAAUUUGCAGACCUUACAAAUGAGGAGUUCACUGCCUCAAGAAAUCGAUUCUUGGGGAAUGAGUGUUCCACAAAGACCACUACUUUCAAGUACGAAAAUGCUACUGUGCCGGCUACAAUGGAUUGGAGAAAGAAGGGAGCUGUAACUCCAGUGAAGGACCAAGGCCAAUGUGGAAGUUGUUGGGCCUUCUCAGCAGUGGGAGCUAUGGAAGGAAUCACUCAACUCACAAUUGGUAAACUAAUCUCUUUGUCUGAGCAAGAGCUGGUUGACUGUGAUGUCAAUGGUGUAGACCAAGGUUGUUCAGGUGGCCUUAUGGACGAUGCCUUUCAGUUCGUUAUUCAAAAUCAUGGUAUUAAUACCGAGGCUAAUUAUCCCUACACGGCUGCUGAUGGUACAUGCAAUGCCAAGAAGGAAGCAGGACAUGCAGCCACGAUAACUGGCCACGAAGAUGUGCCUGCAAACAGUGAAAGCGCUCUUCUUAAGGCCGUGGCUAAUCAACCUAUUUCAGUUGCCAUUGAUGCUAGUGGAUACGACUUCCAGUUAUACUCAAGUGGUGUUUUCACAGGAACAUGUGGAACUGAACUAGACCAUGGUGUUACUGCUGUUGGCUACGGCGUGGAUGCUGAUGGAACCAAGUACUGGUUGGUAAAGAACUCAUGGGGUGCACAAUGGGGUGAACAAGGUUACAUAAGAAUGCAAAGAGAUGUUGCUGCACCGGAAGGUCUAUGUGGCAUUGCCAUGGAAGCCUCUUACCCCACUGCAUAG
This is a messenger RNA of Fragaria vesca subsp. vesca, 1026 nucleotides long. RefSeq names its product vignain-like. The record is from RefSeq and is a predicted model, not a curated record. The coding region runs from base 1 to 1026 and encodes 341 amino acids. NCBI's taxonomy places the organism in Eukaryota, Viridiplantae, Streptophyta, Magnoliopsida, Rosales, Rosaceae. The transcript has 2 exons. Gene Ontology annotation, cellular component: lysosome. Gene Ontology annotation, molecular function: cysteine-type endopeptidase activity.